CCAAAAAAAAUUGCGAUCCGAGUUUAAAUCGGAAAACUCCGACCCGAAUCAUUGCAGAACCGUCUCACACGUGUGUGACGGAAACCGGAUACGACGUUGUCUUGGAACAGAGAAGGCGGCCUCACUCCGGGGAGAGCUUUCGCCAUGACAUACCCUGGGCUCCCAAAUUCUUCUGCAGGCGCUGCUCUUGAAUCCCGGAAAAGCCAACACAGUCUCCUUGUCGUGUAAAAAAGUUAUGAUUUUCUAUGUUUCUCUCUCGUGCUCCUUCGCCAUUAAUUACUACCCGGGUUUCAGUUUCGGUUCUUCCUUUGAAAAACCCUUUUGGGCCGAUUUUCAGUUCCUUUCGGAGAAGGGAUUUUGUAGUGAGGGCGGAGUCGAGUCCUGAAGGUGAAGUUGAAGCUGUUGAAACCAAUGGCGAAGGAGCAGAAAAAGUAGAAGUAGGGUAGGGAGCUGAAGUGGAGGCAGGUUUGGAAGGAGAGGUUGGGAUUGAAGAGAGAGAAAUGGAGCCAAGAAAACCCCGCAUUAAGCUUGGGGAGGUUAUGGGGGUAAUUUAGUUUUUGGUAUUUUGCUUAUGUUAUGUUGAAUGUGUUCAUUACUUACUGGUUUUGGUUGCUUAAUGUAGUUAUUGUCAGGUUAGAAAGUUUGAAGUUGUUGUCCGACGGACUCAAAUUUCACAACUUUUUGGAGUUCAUUGUUGUUUGGUUGCUGAUAUAAAAGGUGAAAUAGUGAAGAGAAUUGAAGUUUUAGGUUUUCAUUUUUUGAGUCGGUUGGAGAGUAGACAAAGUUUAAUUGUCUGCUGAAUAUGGAGCUGAGUUCAGAACUUUGUGGUCAGCUUGGUUUCUGAAAAUUUGUACUACAAAAAACCAAAAAGCUUUGUUCAUUUUUCUUAGAUGAGAGUUCAAAGAGCUUCUAUCAAGCUUGUCUUCACAAAUUUGUCCACGAGCUUUGUUCAUAGCAUAAAUUAGCUGAAAUUAUGUUCAAGUUUGUUUCUUAGAACCAAAAAAGGAGAAUGGUCUAGAUUACUGCCUCUUUCCCGUACUGAUAUUGAAUGGACAGGCCAUUGAAGCAUCACAGAUUGAAACGCCCAUUCCAGAUCCCAGGACCGAUGAUAUUGUGGAGAUCAAAUUUGUACUGGUCUUUCACAGCUUUCUUAAUGAAUGAUUUGUUAGAUUUUCAAGUGGUCUUUUUAUUUUUGGUUUAUGUGCUUGACUUACAGGAAGUUCCUGAAACUAGGCAUAGAUUGUCUAUCUACAAAGGUAUUGUUAUGUCAAAGCAGAAUGCUGGCAUCCAUACUACCAUCUGUAUUCAGAGAAUUAUUGCAGGCAUCGGUGUUGAGAUUGUAUUCCACAUUUACUCCACAAAACAUCAAGGAAAUUAAAGUGGUCAGUCACAGGAAGGUCAGGAAGGCAAGGCUGUAUUAUCUAAGAGAAAAGCUUCCCAGGCUUUCCACUUUCAAGUGAAAGACAUGUAUGCAUUCAUUCUCCAGUUCUUUCAUCUUCCAUACACUUUUUCAAUCACGGAUAUCUUCUUUUUGUACAAGUUGUAAUCAUAAAUUUUUCACAUCUCCAUUUAUGUACUCAUUGCUUCAAGCUAUUAAUGCAGUUCUUUUCCAACUGUGAUGAAUGGAACUUCUUUUGCUCCUCUUGUAUAUCUGUUAGAAAAUGAGGGAAUGAAUGUGCCUUUCAUUAUCCAGGCAAGAUACAGCCCAUUGAAUGUUGCCAUCAAGUAGUCCAUGUUCCCAUUUUUU
Messenger RNA from Rubroshorea leprosula, 1747 nucleotides. Lineage: Eukaryota; Viridiplantae; Streptophyta; Magnoliopsida; Malvales; Dipterocarpaceae. The record is from the annotation of a GenBank genome assembly.